This is a messenger RNA of Mya arenaria, 1228 nucleotides long. RefSeq names its product sulfotransferase 1A1-like. Gene Ontology annotation, biological process: sulfation. The coding region runs from base 162 to 1082 and encodes 306 amino acids. The record is from RefSeq and is a predicted model, not a curated record. Gene Ontology annotation, molecular function: sulfotransferase activity. Gene Ontology annotation, cellular component: cytoplasm. The transcript is spliced from 7 exons. NCBI's taxonomy places the organism in Eukaryota, Metazoa, Mollusca, Bivalvia, Myida, Myidae.
GCAUGAUGAAAUAAACAGCAUGAUUUAGAAAUACAGUUUUAUGUGACACUUUCUGAUAAGCAUGCUAUUUAAGGUUUGGUUGUUUGAGGAAUAACCGCAAGAGUUUGUGAAAUACACUGCAUUUUCAUCAGGUUAUCCAGAUUGAGUGCAAACCGCAUCCAAUGAGUCGACAAAAGUUCUAUGACGUACCAGGCGGUGACACAAUUCAAUAUGAUCUCAUCGACGAGGAAAGGAACCUCCGCCUGUGCACGUUUGGUAAAGCGACGUUCGAGGAGAAUAAGGCGAUAGCAGACAACAUCCCAGACGUACCUGUCAGAGAUGACGAUAUUUUCAUCACAUCCUACCCCAAAACAGGGACGAACUGGUUCUGGGAGCUGCUUACGAUGAUUAUAUCCGGCACCUCUGAGGUAUCUGGAAAUAACAAGGGCCCGGGGAUGCUCGAGGCGUCCUCUGCAGCCGAAGUGGAGAAACAAGCCUCUCCAAGACUUCUCAAUUCACACCUUCCAACCAGAUAUUUGCCCAAGGGGGUGUUGUCGCGGUGUAGGCCAGUGGUGAUGAUCGCCCGGAACCCCAAGGACGUGGCCGUCUCAUUUUAUAACCAUACACGCGGCAUUAAACUCUACGAUUAUCAGGGCAAGUUUGAAAACUACCUCCAGAUGUUCAUGAGAGGGGAAGUUGACUAUGGUUCGUACCCUGACUACCUGCGUGACUGGCAGACAUUGAUCAGAGAUCACCCGGAGCUCCCUGUCCUUAUACUCUACUACGAGGAUCUCAAACAGAACAACGUUCAUGAGCUUCAGCGGGUGUGUGAAUUCCUGGGCCUGGAGCGAACGAACGAACUGCUGGAAGCGGUAGUGGCGACCUGCGAGAUCAACAAGAUGAGAACCGGUAAAGUCGCCAAAAUGGACUCCAAUACCAGGGACCUUCAGAAGAGGUUCUUCCGGGAAGGCUUCUCGUUGCUCCGGAAAGGCGAGGUCGGGGAUUGGAAGAAUUGGUUCACUGUAGCCCAGAAUGAGGCCUUUGACACGUGGUGGGAGGAAAAUACGCGUGACAUCGACAUGUUUUCAUUCAGAUACACGUGACAGUAAAACUCACUAAAGAUAAUUUCACAUUUACUUUAAAUGAUCAAAACUGUUUUUAUAAAUAAUUAGUAACAUAGUAUAAUAAAGAUUGAAUUAUUUGUCUUUGACAGAAUAUUAUUUUACGCAAUAAAUCGAUUUUAAAAUCA